Molecule: messenger RNA, 240 nt
Organism: Necator americanus (New World hookworm)
Lineage: Eukaryota; Metazoa; Nematoda; Chromadorea; Rhabditida; Ancylostomatidae
Exons: 1
Coding region: 1-240 (79 amino acids)
Source: RefSeq, a predicted model, not a curated record
AUGAAUGACGGUACACUCGCCAUUAGUGGGGAGAAGAUUCCAUCGCGAAAUGUAGGUGGUGAUGGUUUUGUUGUGCACCCAUAUGUCGUCCAUCUUGUCGAUUCUGACCAGAUCCUGCCACCUCGUCUGACCAUUCUUCGCCUUCGCCCUCUGCGCCAAAAACCCAUCAGCAUCAUGAUCUGCUACUCACCAAUAUCAGCAGCUGAUGAAUCCGGAUUGGAGGCGUUUUUGAGGAGUUAG